Messenger RNA from Sordaria macrospora k-hell, 1155 nucleotides. RefSeq lists its product as uncharacterized. The record is from RefSeq and is a predicted model, not a curated record. Lineage: Eukaryota; Fungi; Ascomycota; Sordariomycetes; Sordariales; Sordariaceae.
AUGAUGUCUUCCGGCUCCUUUGCCGCAGCCAACACUGGCCCGUUUUCUUAUGAAGCCGGCGCGGGCACAGCAUCCGGACCCGGAAGCGGAAACGGGUUCGGCGGCAUUCAUCCGCACCAUCAAAACCAACAACCACUCCCCCUACCACUAGACGACACGUCCGUCACAGAACCCAUCAUCCUAGAUCUAGACUCAACAUUCCAAGUCCCACUUCCCAGCCCAUCUACCUCACAACCACCACCUAUUCCAAAUUUCACCCCUUUCAACACUUCCACUCAAGGCCACCAAAAUGAACACGACCUCCACCUCCAACUCUCCCACCUGCAAACAACCCUAACGCAAGCCCUCUCCGAGCGGGACUCCGCCCGCCUCUCCCUCGCCACCCUGCGCAACGAGCUUUACAACGCUCGCCAGGUCGAAAAGCGGCUGCGCAUAGAGCGUGAUGAAGCUCGUGCGCAGGUUAGCUUUCUGAAAAAAGAGAGGACGCAAGCUAGGCAGACGGAAACGAGAUUGAGGAGGGAGAGGAAUGAAGCUAGAGUUGCUUUGGCGGUGCAGAUGGCUGCUAGUGGGAAGGGGACGGGUGGGAAGUUGAAGGGUGUUACAGGGGGUUUUGUGGGGAAUCUGGGGAAAGCUCGAGCAGAGGCGCAAGCACAGGGGGGGAUGAAGGGUAUUGAGAUGUUAUUGGGGAUGGGGACGGGGACGAGGACGGGGACGAGGACGGCAGCACAAGGGGGGAAGAUGCAGGCCGUGGUAUCGGGUUCUCAGACUCAAACUCAGAGUCAGAGGAAUGGACAGGGUCAGGGUCAGGGUCAGGGUCAGGGUCAGGGUCAGGGUCAGGUACUACCGGGCCAGCAACAAUUACCACAGGACCUCGAGUCACUUGCACUUGGACAGCAAGCGGAUGCGGGUGCAGGGACGGCAGCAGUUGGAUUGGAAGGAGCUUCCGGCGCCGGGGUAAUAGCAGAUUUCGAAAUGUCUUUGCGGCAUGGAUUUGGACAUGGAGCGGAUAUGGAUCAGCAGCUGGAGGAGUUCUUGAUCAUGCAUGGGGUGGAUAGUAGGGAGUCGUCGCCGGUUCAGCAGGUGCCGACGCCGCCGGGGAUGGGGUAUGGACAUGAGAUUGGGGGUGGUGGGCAUUUUGAUAUGAUGCAGUCGUAG